Molecule: messenger RNA, 3559 nt
Organism: Oncorhynchus masou masou (cherry salmon)
Lineage: Eukaryota; Metazoa; Chordata; Actinopteri; Salmoniformes; Salmonidae
Product: nuclear receptor coactivator 7-like
Exons: 16
Coding region: 240-2486 (748 amino acids)
Biological process (GO): response to oxidative stress
Cellular component (GO): nucleus
Source: RefSeq, a predicted model, not a curated record
GCUAUCACAGUCUACAGUAACACCGCAAUAUGAAGUCUGCCGAAGUCACCCGCUCUCCAUCAACAUUCCGGGCAGUCUUUGUGACAGGUAUGAUUACGGGUGCCUAAUAAGCAUGGGGACCCAACAUAGUAGGACGGAUGCCAGCUGAGCCCCUCAACUCACCAGACCAUCGCUGGGAUAUUGACAACAGAAUUCUCAGCUAGGCCCCUGAGAAGGCCUUCUUGCAAACCCUUGGAGCCAUGGAACACAAAAUACAACAGAGGGACAAAAACAGGCCCAGCUACUUUGGCAACGUCAAGACCAGACUGGGAUCCAAGCUCCCUGUUGGGGACACCCAGUCCCCCAGGUUCAUUUCCGGACCCUUGGAGACAGGGCCUCAGACCGACCCAACCAAGGAGGCCAGCGGUCAGUGCCACCGUGCCGUGGGGCGUCCCCUUGACCACGUCCCCCACAUCCGGAACCCCCGACUGCGACAGUAUUAUCUCCAAGAGCCUAGAUGGGGAAUGGAGGGAACCAUGGCCAAGUCCAUGGGCAGAGAUCACCUGUCAGAUGACAAGGUAGACACUAUUGCUCACCAUGAAGAUACGUUUUUCAGUGUCACCUCCAAGUGCAGUAGCCUGGCAGAUCAGACUAAGCUGAACAGGCAGCUCUCCAUCUCUUCCUCCCUCAUCUCCCGGCAGAACCUCCGCGUUCCCAAGAGUAAAGGCUCUGGCCAAGGCUCAUCUCCCGCAGUGAUGCACCUUGACCCCAACAUCAGGCUGGAGCCAAAGUUGGACACUAACCCAGGGCUUGGGCUUUUUCCAGCCCCAUCUGCCAGCCCUCACUCCCCGUCACCAGAUGCAGAGUAUGACAAACUAUUGGAUGUGGAGGCGGUGCCAAUGCCUGACGGACAGCUCUGCCUACUGGCCCUCCCUCCCGAGUGCUCCCAAAGGGAAGGGCAAGCCGCCAUGCCAUAUCUCAAAUUGUUCUGCCGCUACAUCACUGACCGCAAGGGUGUGGUUUCUGGUAUCUUGCUAGUGACGUCCAAUAAGAUCUUCUUUGACCCGUGUAAGACCCACCCGUUGGUGAUGGAGCACGGCUGUGAGGAGUACCUGCUGUCCUGCUCAGUGGACAGCCUGGACUCUGUCUCGUUCUACUCGGACAUUUCCCACGUGCACUUCAACACCUCCACACACAGGUGGAAAGGAACUAAAAAGACCCAGAAAACGGUCUCCAAAACUGGCAAAACGCUCCAGCAGGGUGGGAGGCGAAGCAGCAGUAGCCCACAGCACAAGGGGGAGACUGUCCCAGUGCUGGUCUCUGCUGCUACGUCGGAGCUGAGGUCUGCCCUGGCUCUCAGCCUGGUCCAAGGGUUCGCUAAGGAGGAGAGUAGCCGUGACAUGACUCAGGCAGAGAAGCAGCUGGAGGGAAAGGGAAGCCCACUGGAAGAGAUGGUUGUGCAGUCAUCCGGGGCUGAGCUGAGCAGUGCUGCCACCUUUUGUUGUGGAGGACAAGUGGCAGCAGGGACGAGAAAUCUAGUGAGAAUGGAACAGGUGGACAGAGAGGGGACGGAGAAGGAGCAGUCUGUGAGGAAUCGGACGUCAGGCCUCUCUAGACCUUCAGGGACUUUUGGGUGUCUCAUGUUUGUCAGGCUGCGGCUCCAGGGGUCCGCUGGGAAGAAGGGUGUGGCUGCAGGCUUGCAGCUGGGGACAACAAAAACCUUACCCCGGAGGGAUGCCUGGUUCGCCUUUUCCCAGGAGAGCUCAGACGAGCUCUACGCCUAUCUGAGCCACUGGAGGCCUGACCUAUGCGUACUGGAGGGAGGGUCGGAGGAGGGGGAGGGCGACAAAGACGAGUUUGUACUGGUUGACAACGGGGAGGAGGAGGAAGAAGUGUCCAAGAACCACGGACGGACUGGGGAGGACUGGGAGAUGGUGUCAGUGGAGGAUGGUGGCGGGAGACUACCUCUGGUCAUGGACAAAGAUCCAGAGGGACUGUGUGAGAUCGUGGAGCAGAGUCGCAUCUUGGACGCAAAGCUUGUCAGAGAGCUCUCAGCCGAGUUGCCUCCCAGGACAGUGGGCCACAUGUGGCAUCUGGCCUACAGCACUUCUCUUCACGGUUCCAGCCUCAAGUCCCUCUACCGGAAGCUGAACGGCAGCGACUCGCCUGUACUCAUGGUCAUCAAGGACUCGCUCAAUCAGGUGUUUGGGAGCUUUCUCUCUCACCCACUGAGGCCGAGCGAGACUUUCUAUGGCACAGGAGAGACAUUCCUCUUCAUGCUGCAUCCUCGAUUCAAGUGUUUCAGAUGGACAAGAGAGAACUCCUUCUUCAUAAAGGGAGACCUGGACUCUUUUGCUAUCGGAGGAGGAAGUGGUCACUUUGGCCUGUGGCUGGAUGAGACGCUGUACCUGGGCAGGAGUAGCCCCUGUUACACCUUCAACAACUGCUGCCUCUCAGAAAGAGACGACUUCCACGUCAUAGAGCUGGAGGUGUGGACAUUCUGGUGAAGGCCUGCCCUCUUCGACUUGUCUAGCAACACCCACUCAUGAUGUCUGGCUGUCCAAUGACUGCUUUAAACAAGACUCUAGAACAAUGAUUUGGAUGUUCCCCACUAUUUUGACUUAAUUCUGCGAACUGAACUGUGAUUAUUCUGAACCCUAUCUCUGAAUGUGGACCAAACCACUAGGUGGAGGAGGGGUGUUGGUGGUCUGGGGCUGAGGUUGUAGCCUCACUGCAUUGAACCCCCCCCCCCCCCCACACACACACACACUCUUUUGCAGGUUGGUAUGGUCAUCUGACUCUGCCUUGUGGAUACUGUAGUUCAGUGGUGGAAUUCACAUCUUCUAGCAAUGGAUCUCCAUCUGAAGGCCUACCUGCAUGUGUAAGCCUGCAUUACCACCCCAGCACAAUUGGCACUGUUAUUCUGGCACUUUUUUUUUACACAUAUUUUUGCUGCCUGUGAAUUGCUAACCUGAAGGUUACUGUCUCUUUUGUAAAAUGGAGGAACUGAAAUUCAAAGAACUAGGGGCUCACUAUGCCCCAUUUUGCAUAUAGAAAAAUUAUAUGAAUUGAUGUACACAUUUAGUCAAAGUGAACAAAAAAAGGACUUGGGGGAACAUGGUCUAACCUAAAUAUCUUUAGAAUUUUUUUAUGUUACCGAAUCAAACAAUACAUGAAAGUUGCUGUCACUGAUCAGAAGUUAGAUCUAUGUUCCCACAAUAUAACAAGUAGACAAAAUGUGAAAAAUGGGGCUAAUGUUAUUAUAACAUGUCUUUAUCUGAUACUUUUUGAGAAACAUCGAUUUCAUCCAGUGGUCAUUGCAAGCUUACGGACUGAAAAUAACAAUCUAUUUUUAUUUUGUUUGCACAAAAUUAGGCACAAAUAGUCGAAGGUUAUUUCAAGGGGUUAACUACCUUUGCAAUGCUAACACGUGCCUACAUUGCAGUGCUUAAAAAGGAAAGAUUAAACCAUUUUGAAUGUUUUAUCGUAUUUGUGCAUCUCUGAGCGAUGUUCUAUCAAUUCCUAGGGUCCUUUCAUGUUUAUCUGAGCUAUUUGCUGUUCAAGCAAGCAAAAAAAAAUA